Molecule: messenger RNA, 978 nt
Organism: Penicillium argentinense
Lineage: Eukaryota; Fungi; Ascomycota; Eurotiomycetes; Eurotiales; Aspergillaceae
Product: pectate lyase family protein
Exons: 5
Coding region: 1-978 (325 amino acids)
Molecular function (GO): pectate lyase activity
Source: RefSeq, a predicted model, not a curated record
AUGGCUCCUUCGAAGUGGAUUUCUGCCGUGCUCGUCGGCUGUCUGUCCAGCGUUGCUCUGGGCAUGCCGACGUCAACUACCGAUCACCUGGUCAAGCGAGCCAACAUCGACGAUUCUGCUACUGGCUAUGCCAGUCAAAAUGGCGGAACCACCGGUGGUGCUGGAGGUACUACCACCACGGUUUCUUCCUAUGCGGCAUUCACCGAGGCUGUCUCUGGCGAUGAUGCAAAGGUUGUCGUUGUUAGUGGCAAGAUUACCAAGGCUGCCGACCAGGCUCGCGUUGGCAGCAAUACUAGCAUCAUUGGCAAGGACUCGAGCGCCAUUCUCUCGGGCUUUGGAGUUCUCGUCAAGGAGGCUUCAAACGUCAUUAUCCGCAACCUGGGCGUCGAAAAGGUUCUCGCCGAUAACGGUGAUGCCAUCGGCAUCCAGUAUUCCAAAAACGUCUGGGUGGAUCAUUGUGAUGUCUCGUCCGACAGAGACCAUGACAAGGAUUACUACGAUGGCCUGAUUGACGUUACCCACGGAUCUGAUUAUGUGACCGUCUCCAACACUUUCAUCCAUGACCAUUGGAAGGCCUCUCUGGUCGGCCACUCGGACAGCAACGGCGAUGAGGACACUGGCUACCUGCAUGUGACCCAAAACAACAACUACUGGUACAACAUCAACUCUCGCGCACCAUCUUUCCGCUUCGGUACUGGCCAUAUCUACAAUAGCUACUUCCAGGAUGUGAGUGAUGGAAUCAACACUCGCCAGGGGGCUCAGCUCCUGGUCGAGUCAAAUGCCUUUACGGGUAGUAAGAAGCCCUUGUACUCCACCGAUGAUGGCUAUGCGGUGUCGAACGACAAUGAUUUCGGUGAUGGUGAGAAUGCCGCAGAGCAAGGUACUCUUACGUCUGUGCCUUACGACUAUGACCUCGUCGGGUCGGGCAGUGUGAAAAAUGCAGUCGUCGGUACAGCUGGCCAGACUUUGUCUUUCUAA